Molecule: messenger RNA, 2115 nt
Organism: Mesoplodon densirostris (Blainville's beaked whale)
Lineage: Eukaryota; Metazoa; Chordata; Mammalia; Artiodactyla; Ziphiidae
Product: DET1 homolog
Exons: 1
Coding region: 102-1754 (550 amino acids)
Biological process (GO): protein ubiquitination; positive regulation of proteasomal ubiquitin-dependent protein catabolic process
Cellular component (GO): cullin-RING ubiquitin ligase complex; nucleus
Molecular function (GO): ubiquitin protein ligase binding; ubiquitin-like ligase-substrate adaptor activity
Source: RefSeq, a predicted model, not a curated record
CCACAGCAUGGCGGGGGCGGGGCUGGGGGAGGCGCGCUCCGAGAAGGCCGGGGAGUCCCUCGCCUCGGCCCUUUGAGCCCGGACCGGACAGAGAUGUGAUAAUGGAUCAUCAUGUUUCCACCAUCAAACCUCGAAGAAUCCAAAACCAAAAUGUCAUUCACCGCCUGGAACACCGGCGGAUCAGUUCAGGCAAGGCAGACACCCACUGGCACCAGGUCCGAGUGUUCCACCAGAAUGUCUUCCCCAACUUCACGGUCGUCAAUGUUGAAAAGCCGCCUUGUUUCUUGCGUAAAUUCUCACCUGAUGGACGCUACUUCAUUGCUUUCUCUUCAGACCAGACAUCUCUCGAAAUCUAUGAGUACCAGGGCUGCCAGGCAGCUGAGGACCUACUGCAGGGCUAUGAGGGGGAGAUCCUGUCCAAUGGCAAUGACCAGCGGUCAGUCAACAUCCGUGGCCGGCUCUUCGAACGCUUUUUCGUCCUGCUGCACAUUACCAAUGUGGCGGCCAAUGGCGAGCACCUGAACCGGGAGUGCAGCCUCUUCACUGAUGACUGCCGCUGUGUCAUCGUGGGCUCAGCUGCCUAUCUCCCAGACGAGCCUCACCCUCCUUUUUAUGAAGUAUAUUGGAACAGUGAGUCCGUGACCCCCAACCCCCGGUCCCCCCUGGAGGACUACUCCCUCCAUAUCAUUGACCUUCAUACUGGCCGCUUAUGUGAUACACGUACCUUCAAGUGUGACAAAGUGGUCCUGUCACACAACCAAGGGUUGUACUUGUAUAAGAACAUCCUGGCCAUCUUGUCAGUGCAGCAGCAGACCAUCCAUGUCUUCCAGGUGACUCCUGAAGGCACGUUCAUUGAUGUGAGGACCAUUGGCCGCUUCUGCUAUGAGGAUGACCUGCUCACUGUGUCAGCUGUUUUUCCUGAGGUGCAGCGGGACAGUCAGACAGGCAUGGCCAAUCCUUUCAGGGAUCCCUUCAUCAACUCCCUGAAACACCGGCUGCUCGUGUACCUUUGGCGCCGGGCAGAGCAGGAUGGUAGUGCAAUGGCCAAGAGGCGCUUCUUCCAGUAUUUUGACCAACUACGGCAGCUGCGCAUGUGGAAAAUGCAGCUUCUGGAUGAAAACCAUCUGUUUAUCAAGUAUACUAGUGAGGAUGUCGUAACCCUGCGGGUCACAGAUCCAUCACAGGCAUCUUUCUUUGUGGUGUACAAUAUGGUGACAACAGAGGUGAUCGCUGUGUUUGAGAAUACAUCAGAUGAGCUUUUGGAGCUGUUUGAGAACUUCUGUGAUCUCUUCCGUAACGCUACCCUGCAUAGUGAAGUCCAAUUUCCCUGCUCAGCUUCCAGCAACAAUUUUGCAAGGCAGAUCCAGCGCCGGUUUAAAGACACUAUUGUAAAUGCCAAGUAUGGAGGGCACACGGAGGCAGUACGCCGGCUGCUGGGUCAGCUCCCCAUCAGCGCCCAGUCUUACAGUGGUAGCCCCUACCUUGAUUUGUCUCUCUUCAGCUACGAUGACAAGUGGGUGUCAGUCAUGGAGCGGCCCAAGACUUGUGGAGAUCACCCUAUCAGGUUCUAUGCCCGGGACUCUGGUCUGCUCAAGUUUGAGAUUCAGGCAGGCUUACUGGGCCGCCCCAUCAACCACACGGUGCGACGCCUUGUUGCCUUCACCUUCCACCCUUUUGAGCCUUUUGCUAUCUCUGUGCAGAGGACUAACGCUGAGUAUGUUGUCAACUUCCAUAUGCGACACUGCUGCACGUAGGUGCCUCACCAGAGCGGGUCAUCUGGUCUUCCAAGACUCUUCCCCCUUCAUAUCUCAGUGGACUGUAAAGCAGAAGCUCCUGACUCUCAGCCUUGUCGGUUCCAGACUGUAUACCUCAGAUGGGGAGAGCCAUGUGGCUCAGCCUGACGGAAUUUUUUUGUCGUACACAGUACAACUACCGAUCGACUUAAAGUCCUCUUGCCUUUUCCCUGUGGGAAUGCCCAGCAUUAAUUAAGUCCAUUUAAGUUUUGUUUUAUUUUGCAUUUUAUUGCUAUGAAGAUGAGAGCAUUACACCUCUGCCUCCUUCAUGUCACUUCUUUGGCAUUAUGGUAUACAGCCUGAAGCAGGUGAAUCUUGUUUA